AAACUAUGUUUCUACUCAAUGCACAUGUAGGUUAUUACCAUACGUAUUUUUUUUGGUUGAUAUAAUAGGUGAAGCAGAAACCCUCUAUUGAGAUGAAAUGCUUUAUAUAGUCCCUGUAGAUGCAGUUGUGUUCAUGCAAGAGAUGGAGACUUUAAGACCAACGCUAGUAUUCACCUUGCUGUUUGUUGUCACUUUUGUGGCCUCUGAAGAACCAUCCCAGAGCGUGAUUGACUUUAUGAAUGUUCUCAAUGGAGAGUUUACUAACAUCAAACAAGUGGACGAUGAAGAAGCUCAGAAUUCACCAAUAAGACAUCCCUUUUCUUCUUUAACAUUCAAACCAUGGACUGUAGCUGCCUUUGAUCAGACGUCCAUUCUGUUUGUGGAACAAACUUUUAACGAUUUCGUUGCACGACGGGAAGUUGUGGUUGUCAUGGAAACAGAUGAUGGAAACAUUCGACUCAUCCCUUACAACUUCACCAACAAUCUCAUCAGCGGACCUGGUGCGUUUGAUCUUGAAAGCCUAAACAAUCUUUCUCCAAAAGAUUUCACUUACCUGGAGGAUUGUACUAUUAGAUUUUCAAGACUAGGUAGACAGUUAUAUGUUGGCAUCUGGCCAGACUGCAAAGUCUAUGUAAAUGAGAAACACCCGGGCUACGUACUGACCCUCACGUGUAACACGAUCAAUGCAGAUGUCGUACAAAAAGAGUCACUGGAGCAUGUCCCUGAGCCGUAUUUCCAUAUCGUUCAGGGAGAGAAGUUUCCACUGCCGUCAUACUUGAGUGACUUUGAUACGAACAAACUGUGUUCUUGAUAUAUAACUAUUUGUGUUCACCUAAAUAGAAAAACUCAUGGACAUACUAGGACCUUAAAGACUUAAUGAUAUAAUCAAAUACAAA
Molecule: messenger RNA, 896 nt
Organism: Biomphalaria glabrata
Lineage: Eukaryota; Metazoa; Mollusca; Gastropoda; Planorbidae
Exons: 6
Coding region: 98-811 (237 amino acids)
Biological process (GO): protein-phycocyanobilin linkage
Molecular function (GO): lyase activity
Source: RefSeq, a predicted model, not a curated record